CAGGUCCUCAGCCCUGGCAGCCGGACUGGGCUGGAAUGCGCCCCUGGGCGGCUCCGUGCUGGCGCAGCAGCUGCUGCAGCUGGGCGAGCUGCAUGCGCGGGUCACCGACCCCUCCCUCAGUCAGGUGCUGGCGGCGGUGGUGCCUCAGCUCUACCGGGCCCUAUCCGGGCUGGGACUGCACGAGGGGCCGGUGGCGCGGGGGCUGCUGCAGGGCAGUAGAUGUGUGUGGGUGGGCAACGGAUUCGCGCAUGCGGGGCGCGUGGCGUUCAAGGGCUCUCUGGACCUCUCCCCCUACCUCUACGUCAUGCCCGCGGAGCUCGCCCCCUUCAAGGACCUGCUUCUGUCGUACGGCGCAGCAGACGGAUUCUCUGCCGUACAGUACUGCAGUGUACUGCAAGACAUGGCGAGCCGGGUCCGCAGCCGCUUUCUGAGAAGCAGCUGAGCCAAGUGGUGGCGGUAGCGCAGGCGCUGGCCGACCUGGCCCUGCCCCCCGGUGCCCUUAUCUACCUGCCAGACGAGCGAGGGCUGCUGGCCAGGGCGGGGGAGCUGGCCUUCAAUGAUGCGCCAUGGCUGGCAGGACAGCCCUCCUCCGCCUCCGUCCGCCUCGUGCACCCGCGCAUCUCACCGCACGUGGCCGCUCGUCUGGGCGCCCCCUCGCUGCGGCGGCUGCUGCUGGCCGCCUCCGCCGACUGCCUGGCGCUGGGGCCGGUGGGCGGCGCGGAGGCGUUCGGUCAAAGCGAGGCGCUGACCACCCGGCUGCGACACAUCAUCGGGGACUAUCCGGAG
Molecule: messenger RNA, 786 nt
Organism: Astrephomene gubernaculifera
Lineage: Eukaryota; Viridiplantae; Chlorophyta; Chlorophyceae; Chlamydomonadales; Astrephomenaceae
Source: the annotation of a GenBank genome assembly